This is a messenger RNA of Mesocricetus auratus (golden hamster), 914 nucleotides long. It is a transcript of the gene Tmem60, whose product is annotated as transmembrane protein 60. NCBI's taxonomy places the organism in Eukaryota, Metazoa, Chordata, Mammalia, Rodentia, Cricetidae. The record is from RefSeq and is a predicted model, not a curated record. Bases 279 to 680 code for a protein of 133 amino acids. The transcript is spliced from 2 exons.
GGAUAGGCCGAGGGCGGCGGCAACAACCCGGAUGUGGGCGGGGCCCUAGCUGGGGGACAAGGCCUCCUGCUCGGCGGCUUGGAGAGGCGGAACUGCGUCCUCUCCUCAAUUACCAUGUGAGGGGCUGCGAAUUUCAUGGGGGGCAGAGGGUGCACGAGAACCAGGAUCCAAGCUGGCGGAGCCCCCGCCUUCGCUGUCCUCUCGGUCCCCCGCCAGCCGCGCUGCCAGGGUGUGUCUCCCUUAUUUCAGCCCCGAAGCGGCCUCUUGAAACUGUUUAAAUGAGAAUGUCCUUGGCCCAGAGAGUACUCCUCACCUGGCUUUUCACAUUGCUCUUCCUGGUCAUGCUGGUGUUGAAACUGGACGAGAAGGCACCUUGGAACUGGUUCCUCAUAUUUAUUCCAGUCUGGAUAUUUGACACUAUCCUCCUCGUCAUGCUGAUUGUGAAAAUGGCUGGACGGUGUAAGUCUAGCUUUGACCCCCGACAUGGAUCACAUAACAUUAAAAAGAAGGCCUGGUACCUCGUUGCGAUGUUACUUAAGUUAGCCUUCUGCCUUGCACUGUGUGCUAAGCUGGAGCAGUUCACUACCAUGCAUCUGUCCUAUGUCUUCAUUCCUUUAUGGGCCUUACUGGCUGGAGCUUUAACAGAGCUCGGAUAUAACGUCUUCUUUGUGAGAGACUGACUCUGCGUGCAUGUCUUUCCUGCUGCUGCUCAACGGUGUUCAUACAGUGUUCUGGAUCUUUGCAAGUUCAAGAACACCAGAGAUGUGACUGACAGUCCAAGUGUAGUCUUAAACCACUGUAAAGCAGGACUGGUGAGGCAUGAACUUGUGGCCAACCCAAAGCUGGAUUAUUCCAUAUUUGAGUUCUUGAUAUCUUUUGUUAUCCCUGUGUAAUAAAGCUUGUUUCUGACCUUA